AAUACUAACAAAAGUUUACCAUAAUUGGACCACUGUUACAAAAAAUCACUUGCUUUUUUUCCUGCUAUCUGACAAUCCUGAUACAAAGUGAGCAAGCAUGCAUGUAAAUGCAUGAAGCCAAGUCAUUUAGAUUCAGAAAAGCCUUGCCCUUGCCUACUUUCAGAUUGUGGUCACCAAUUAAAGCAAUGUUAAAACUAGUUUUGCAUAAAACUCCAGUGGUCUGGUAUCAAUUAGGGCAGCCUAGAGAGUUCUAAGAACAUCUCAUCUCCAUCAAAUACCAAACCACUUUCCCAAGAAGAAAAAGGAAAAAAGGAAAAGGACACAAGGAACAAUGUGAGUCAAUAAAAUUCCAUUCAGUAAAUAGAAUUUAGAAUUAGAUUUAGGUUUAGAUUUAGAGAGAGAAUAAAGAACCCUCCAAUGGUGUCAUCUGCAAACAAGCGUUAAAAGCAUACCAAUGCAAAGCUUCAAGUUUGUUCUCAUCUCCCCAAAACUUUUAUUUUUUCUCCUUUGCUUAACCCUCAAGUCUUCUCUUCCCUUCUUCUUCUUCUUCUUUAACAUCCAAAAAUAAUCACCAAAAGUUCUUCUCUUGCCUCUUCAAUGGAGGAAACAAACUACAACACCAAAUACCAACAACAAAACCAAGCAACUAACCCAAGUAAGUUUUACUCUCAUUUCCUCUACAAAGCUCUUGUAGUGACCAUCUUCUUAGUCAUACUCCUACUUUUCCCUUCACAAGCUCCUGAAUUCAUCAACCAAACACUAAACACUAGAGGCUGGGAGUUUCUCCACCUUAUUUUUGUUGGUAUAGCCGUUUCUUAUGGCCUGUUUAGCCGAAGAAAUGACGAAGCUGAAAAGGAUAAUAACAACCUCUCAAAAUUUGAUAAUGCUCAAUCUUAUGUCUCUAGAUUCCUUCAGGUUUCUUCAGUUUUCGAUGAUGAAGCUGACAGCCCUUCAAGGUCUGAUGGCAGCACCAUCCAAACAUGGAAUAAUCAGUGCUACAGGAAUGAACCUGUGGUUGUUGUAGCUGACGAAAAUUCUGUUCUUAAUCAAGAACAGAGAGGUGCCAGUUCAAGAAUCGGUGAAAAACCACUUUUGUUGCCUGUUAGGAGCUUAAAGUCGCGUGUUUUGGAAGCAGAUGGUAAUGAAACUAGUAAGGAAUCUUCUUCUUCUGGUGUUUUUGCUUCUAUUAGUAGGUCUAGUUCUAAUUUGGGUUCUAAAAGAAUUUCGAGCAAUUCAGUUAAAAGCAGAAAUGGGGAAUUUGGUAGCUCGCAUCAUCAAGAUUUGGAGGAGAAGCUGAAGGAUAAUGUGGUCCUUCCUUCUCCAAUUCCAUGGAGAUCAAGAUCUGGAAGAAUGGAAAUGAAAGAAACAAAAGAAGAAGAUGACAGUCCUCAUAUGUAUGCUCCAUUUCCGUCCAUGGAAGAACCCGAAUUCAAUAAGUCUUUCAGGUCCAAAGUUUCUCGAUCAACACGGCCCAAUUCAACAAAUUCUUCCCCCAAAUUGUCCCCCUCUCCUUCUUUAUCUUCACCGAGAAAGCUCUCACCUUCACCUUCUUUCGCAGCCGAGGCAGAAGGCAAAAGUGCAGAGGAUUUUGUCAGGAAGAAGAGCUUUUACAGGUCCCCUCCAACCCCUCCUCCUCCACCACCACCCCUGCCACAAUUGAUCCGAAAAACACAGUCAAUGAAACCGAGUUCCGGUGCCACUAAUGGUGGGGACAAGAUUUUGGGGGAGAAAGAUUUGAAACGAAGUUAUACAAGCCAGACAAAAGAAUUGAAUAGAGGCGGUGGCUUCUCAAUCCCAACAUCAGUUCGGACAACAAGAAACCAAGAUUCCUAUCCAGGGAAAGAAUUUGAUGAUAUGAUCAAUACCAAGUCAGAGAAAAGAUUCAAUGAAGGAAGAAAGACUGUAGGAUUUGAUCAGUCAUCAUUCAAGACAGAGAGACUGAAUCGAGACAGAGUCACAUUCAUGUCACAGCCAUCUUUCAGGGAGUAUCCAAAGGAAGAGAAUGAAGAGUUCGUGGAAAAAUUGGUGUCGGAAUCAGAAGAGGACUUGGAAACUGAGGACGAAGAUGACGAUGACAUUGUGGGAAAUUGUUUUGUUUCAGGCACAGGCACAGGCACUGGCACUGCAGCUAGUUCAAACAAUGAAGAAGCUGCUUCUUCAACUGCAAGUGAUGGAGGGCCUGAUGUUGACAAGAAAGCUGAUGAAUUCAUAGCCAAAUUCAGAGAGCAAAUCCGGCUUCAAAGGAUAGAGUCUAUCAAGAGAUCGAGUGGACAAAUAAGUAGAAAGGCUUCAAGGUAAUCUUAACAGGAUGGAUUAAUUCGGAUUGGUGAUCAAAAAACUUUUGCUCAUCUCAUUUUUAUGCUUAUAAUUUUACUUGGUUUCAAGAAUCUUAGGACAUAAUUUCACAGUGGACAAGAAUUGCUCGGUAUACAAUGUUUUCUUCUUCUUGUGGGUUGGCAUUAUUAAAAUGAAUAGAUGUUGUUUCGUGAAA
Messenger RNA from Manihot esculenta (cassava), 2491 nucleotides. RefSeq lists its product as uncharacterized. The coding region runs from base 598 to 2298 and encodes 566 amino acids. The transcript has a single exon. The record is from RefSeq and is a predicted model, not a curated record. NCBI's taxonomy places the organism in Eukaryota, Viridiplantae, Streptophyta, Magnoliopsida, Malpighiales, Euphorbiaceae.